This is a messenger RNA of Tyto alba (common barn owl), 649 nucleotides long. RefSeq names its product ribosomal protein S27 like (gene RPS27L). The record is from RefSeq and is a predicted model, not a curated record. The coding region runs from base 34 to 474 and encodes 146 amino acids. The transcript is spliced from 4 exons. Lineage: Eukaryota; Metazoa; Chordata; Aves; Strigiformes; Tytonidae. Gene Ontology annotation, cellular component: ribosome; cytosolic small ribosomal subunit. Gene Ontology annotation, biological process: translation; ribosomal small subunit assembly. Gene Ontology annotation, molecular function: structural constituent of ribosome; RNA binding.
AGACUCUUUUCCCGGUGCUUAGUCAGGUUUUGAAUGCCCGCGAGAGGGAGCACUGUGGUACUGGCCUACCAUAAACACUCAGGCCACUGCAAAAGGUCUCCCGCUGCUUUUCCCGGCCAGUGCCGUUUUGGGGGGGCGCGGGCCGCCGCCGCCGCGGAAAGAGCGGGCGGGGGGGUUCCUCGGGCGCGCACCUACUCGCUGCGCUCAGUUCCCGAUCGAUUACAGCUGGCGAAGGACCUGGUGCACCCCUCCUUGGAGGAUGAGAAGAGAAAGCACAAAAAGAAACGGCUUGUGCAGAGCCCGAACUCCUACUUCAUGGAUGUAAAAUGUCCAGGAUGCUACAAGAUCACCACUGUAUUCAGCCAUGCUCAGACAGUAGUUCUGUGUGUAGGGUGCUCCACUGUUCUGUGUCAGCCUACUGGGGGGAAAGCCAGACUCACAGAAGGCUGUUCAUUUAGAAGAAAGCAACACUGAACACUUCAGCAUGUGGCUUUGUAUCUCUGUUCCUGAAAGCCUUACCAGUUUAAAAAUGCCUGUUAAUAUAAUAAUGUAAUUAUGACUGAUUUUGUAAAAAUUACAUGCUACUGCUGACUAGCGAGCUGGAAUCUCUUUUUCAAUAAAUAAUCUGAAGUGCAAGUUUUUCCUGCAA